UAUAAGGAAUUAGGACUUGGAUAUGAAUCGAUCCAUGUUUGCUACAACAACUGCAUUUUGUUUCGAAAGGAUUAUUCUGAUCUUGAUAAUUGCCCAGUUUGUGGUUUGUCAAGAUGGAAAGACCCACAGAGGAAGAAGAUUCCGCAGAAAGUAUUGCGGCAUUUUCCAUUGGUGCCUAGGCUACAGAGGCUAUUUGUAACCAAGGAGGGUUCAGAACAAGCACAAUGGCACAAGUUAAAGAGGCAGCCUAGUGAGAAGGAAAUGAGUCAUCCAGUUGAUGGUGAGGCUUGGCAAGAUUUUGACAGGGAAUAUCCAGAUUUUGCUAAAGAAGCUAGAAACCUCAGACUUGGGCUAGCUACUGAUGGAUUCAAUCCCUUUGGCAAUUUUAACACGAAGUACAGCAUGUGGCCUGUAUUUGUUGUGCCAUACAACCUUCCACCUUGGGCAUGCAUGGAUCAAUCCAAUCUAAUGAUGGCUCUGUUGAUUCCAGGUCCAUGUUCACCUGGGAAAGACUUUGAUUUAUUUCUACAGCCUCUUGUUGAAGAAUUGAUUGAGCUUUGGAAGGGUGUGCAUACUUAUGAUGCCAUUAUUGACAAAGAGUUCAAACUUCGUGCAGCAGUGUUAUGGUGCAUUCAUGAUUACCCAGCUCUGGCUACUUUGUCUGGGCGUACCACAAAAGGCUAUUUUGCUUGUAUUCACUGUGACAAAAAUCCUCUGUCUUAUGCACUAAGGAAUAAAAUUGCAUAUAUUGGACACUACCGUUUCCUGCCAAGGGGACAUCGUUUGAGGAGGAACAAUGAAUACAGUGGCCUUCAUGGAACCAAUGAUCCACCAGGUAAAUUUACAAAAGCAGAGCUACUAGCAGAAUUAGAGAAGGUUAGACAUGUCAAACCUGGGAUCAAGCAAAAGGAGAGCAGGAAAAGGAAGCGUUCUGCCUUGGAUAGUGACAAAACUGCAAAUGUGAAAAUUUGGAGUAGGAGAGUUUGUCUGUGGGAUUUGGAGUACUGGAAAAAUUUAAAGGUUAGACAUAAUCUUGAUGUCAUGCACAUUGAGAAGAACAUAUGUGAGAGCUUGGUUGGCACUAUUCUCGAUAUACAUGGGAAGACAAAGGACACAGUUAAUGCUAGGCUUGACCUGAGUGACUUAAGAAUUAAAGAAAACUUGCAGUUCAGAGAUGAAGGAGAUACUUCUGAGAUGCCUCGAGCUAGAUACACUUUGUCUAAAGAACAAAAGGUUGCCUUUUGUAAUUUUUUACGGGAGGUCAAGUUUCCAGAUGGCUACGCUUCGAACAUAUCAAGAUGUCUUAAUGCUGAUGGAAGCAAGGUACAAGGCCUGAAAACACAUGAUUGUCAUAUUCUUUUGCAAACAAUCUUACCUGCUGCUUUACGAGGCUUUGUUGACAAGGAUAUAUAUGAAGCAGUAGCUGAGUUGGGAAACUUUUUUAAGCGAUUGUGUAGCAAAACUCUGAACAAGGAUGUGUUAGUUCAAAUGAAUGAAGAAAUUAUUGUAUUAUUGUGCAAGCUUGAGAAAAUUUUUCCCCCGGCUCUUUUUGAUGUGAUGAUGCACCUUCCUGUACAUUUGGUUGAGGAGGCGCUGCUCCGAGGUCCUGUGCAGUAUGGGUGGAUGUACCCUAUUGAAAGGCGGCUGUACACUUUAAAGCGUUAUGUGAGGAAUGGGGCAAGACCAGAAGGUUCCAUUGCAGAGGCAUAUAUUGCAGAUGAAUGCCUAACAUUUUGCUCCAAGUACAUGGACGAUGUUGAAACAAGAUUUAAUAGAGAAGCGAGAAAUGUUGGGUUUUCUAAUGAAGAAGCCUAUGGUGCAGAUGUGUUCGGGCAUGGAGUGAGAUUUACUUCAGCAGCAGAAUUAGUAUAUGAUGAUGGUGGAUUAGAUCAAAUGGUGUGGUAUGUGCUGAACAACUGUAGUCAAGUUGAGGAAUAUAUCAAAAUGUUCAGGGAUGAAUUAGAAAGGGAAGAGGUGUCUAACAUUGAAAAAACAAUUCGACAAGGAUUCCAGACAUGGUUUAGGAACCUGAUGCUGAGAAAGAAUACAGAUGAGGAAAUGGUAGAUGAUGACAUCUUUUCCUUGGCAUGUGGUCCUGAUUUAAGAAUCAAGAAAUACAAGUCAUGUAUAGUUAAUGGGGUGCGGUUUAACACUUUGGACCGUGAUAAGAAUAAGAAGACUCAGAAUAGUGGAGUAAUUUCACUAGGCACACAUAACUCCGAGCUCAUUGAGUUUUAUGGAAACAUAAAAGAGAUCAUCCAGAUAGAUUAUAAUGGUGAUGAUAGGUCAGUUGUGUUGUUCAAAUGUGAUUGGUAUAAACUGGAUGGGAGGAAUGCUCUGAAAGAUGAUGGGUUCUAUAAAAGCAUCAAUGUGGGAAGUCUAUGGUACAAAGAUGAUUCUUUAAUUCUAGCUACUCAGGCUAGAAAAGUGUUUUAUUUGCCAGAUACAAGAUUCGGUAACAAUUGGCAAGUUGUCCAAACAUUUGACCAUAGACAUCUAUACAAUGUCAGUGAAAACUUCUGUACCAUUUAAUGGUCCUGCAUAUCAAGAGGAAUAUUGCUGUGAUGAUCAAGAGGAGGGUAUUAUCCGAACAGUAGUUGAUGAACCAACAACUGAGAUGCCUUUAAAUAGAGAUGAUGAACCAGGACAAAUGUUUGAAGCUUCUGAGAUUUCUCGUUUGAGGAAAGAAAGGCCAACCCUUGUAUGUCAAAGUGAAUGUGAAGAUGGAGAUGAAGUUUUCGAUGACACAUUGGAAGAGUACUGCAGCGAGGAAGAUGGAGAUGCUCUACUUGAAGUUGACAGCGAUGAUGAGUAGUUGUUUUUUUUUUCUUGUUUUAUCUGUUGCUCUUGUUGCAUUCAAACAAUAUAUUUUUUUGUGAUCUUGUGAGCCGUGGUAUGUGGAAACUAUGUAUUUCAACACAUAUAUUUGCAAAAGUGUUGUUGAAAGACCACAUAUUUAUGGAAAAAGUACGAAUUACACUUCCGAA
This is a messenger RNA of Oryza sativa Japonica Group (Japanese rice), 2987 nucleotides long. The record is from RefSeq and is a predicted model, not a curated record. NCBI's taxonomy places the organism in Eukaryota, Viridiplantae, Streptophyta, Magnoliopsida, Poales, Poaceae.